Molecule: messenger RNA, 1868 nt
Organism: Toxoplasma gondii ME49
Lineage: Eukaryota; Apicomplexa; Conoidasida; Eucoccidiorida; Sarcocystidae
Exons: 10
Coding region: 261-1589 (442 amino acids)
Biological process (GO): endoplasmic reticulum unfolded protein response
Cellular component (GO): endoplasmic reticulum
Molecular function (GO): protein binding
Source: RefSeq, a predicted model, not a curated record
AUGUUUCUGGAAAUCGAGGAAAGUUUUGUGGUCUUCGUCACUGAGAAAACAUCCCGAUUUCUCGCGCUUUGACUUCCCUCUGUGUGCCGAGUUCUCCGUCCUUCUGUCCAUUGCCCCUGGUCCAUGCAUUCUCUGCCGUGACGCGCGCCUUUCCUUCUGCCGUUCUCGAUCUUCCUUCUGCACACAAAGGAGUGAAGAACGCAAAGACUCAGAAAAAGAGAAAGACUCAAGGACGGAGACAACAGAGGCGUUCGCGAACAAUGUUGCUGUCGGUGCUGGUCGGCCUUGCAUGCAUCUUCGCUGCCUGGAGGCUUCUUCUCUCGCCGGCCCUCUCAGCCUCGGGGCGCCCAGCAGUUGCCGAGGAAGAAGCGAAAGCUGUCUCCUCCACGGCAAAGGAAAAGAAAAACAAGCAUCGACACCAUGGCCAGUCUCACUCAUUCGGUCAAAAGAAAAAGAGUGGAGACCAAGAGGCCUCAAAAACCACGGGCGGGGGGUCUGCGCCGGGAAAGCACCCGCUGCAUGCGGACGUCCUCAAAGGCAUUUCCAAGUUCUCAACGGCAGCGGCUGUCUCUUCAGACGGAACGGUUGCAGCUGUCGCCGGGAGCGAUGCGACCCUACACAUGUUUGAUCUCUCUGGAGGUGUAGCGCCGAGGGGGUCUCCUCAGCCUCCUCGGCCUCACAUCGUCACACGCGUCCAAGGCGAGGCUCUCAGUGCCAUCGACUUCCUUCCUCUCUCUGGCGGAAGAAUCCGAAUUGCUGGCGCCUUAGAAAACUACCGACGACUGGUGAUCUUCGAGCUCCAGAAAACCGAUGCGGACAAGAGGAAGACGCUCGUGGAGACGUUCCGAGGAGACACCCCCCUGCAGCGGAAUCGCGUGCGGUGGCUAGUUGCCUCCAAGGGGGAGUGGAUUUGCACUGCUUCUGAGGAAGACGACACAGAGAUCAGAGUCUGGGCUCCGUCCGGUGAACUUCUGGCUUCGGUGGACACAAAACAAGUGCAAGCGUUUCAAUUCGCAUGCAGUCCCUACGAUGGACGGUUCCUCGGAUGUGCGGCGUGGUCCCCAGGCGUGAAGCUGUAUGAAAUCAAACGAAAAAAUGGCAUUUUUGUCAAGAUGGAGAAGGCCAUGGAUCUGCGGACCUCGAAAGGUACCAAGUGUCUGGCAGUUUCACCGGACAAUACGCGCGCCGUUACCCUGGACAAGAGCGGCGAGCUGACUCUGUGGGACAUCAGCGUUCGCUACUUUGUUUCAGAGGACCCGAAGCGUCUCCUCGCUGUGCCCAACGCCCUGGAGGCGCCGUGUGGAGCGGACGCAGUCGAGAAGGAAGAGGAGACAGUUGCCGAGGCCUUUCGGACGCAUGUGUCUCAGUUAGCGUUUUCUGCCGACGGCAAGGUGCUUAUUUGUGUCGCGGGGAUGCACCUGAAAUUCCUUGACAUGCACACUUUCAAGCCCAUCCAGAUGAUUCGCUACGCGCACCAAAGACCCAUCGACACUCUCGUCGUCCCUCCCAGUGGAGCGUUCAUCUUAACUGCUGCGCUGGAUAGCCGGCCGCAGCUCUGGCAGGUGCCGACAGCCGCCGCGUCGUCGUAGAUCUGUCUUUGCUCGGCUGUUCAGUGAGGAAGAAUAACAAGAAAUGCAAAUCUGAAUUUCGAGCGGAAUCAAAACAACAGAAGCUGUUGCUCGGGAAUGUAGAGUCCGGACAGAUGCAAGCGUCUUGACGCCAUCUGGACCAAGAGCCGUAGGAGGCUUGCGGAAAGACAUUGGGGCCGUCUGACUAGAGGAAGGCAUGGAGGCGGUGACUUUGUUCAUCAGAUUUCUUCACGUGCUCAUGUUCUGUGGUGUCUCGCCGUUUGAAUCGUUGAGUGACAU